AUGGCAACCAACUCCGUACUUCCGCCGCCUCCGCCUCAUACUGACACGCCGGGCUUAAGAGCAAAUCGGGCGUGUCGCCCUUGCGUCCAGAUCAAAGCGAAAUGCGUCCCAUUGGAAGGGUCUGCCAACUCGAUCUGUGUACGAUGCCACCGCCUGGGCAAAUUCUGCACGACCCCGGCACCGCUGCCACGCAAACGGCGCAACAACGGCAGAUCAACGCGCGUCUCACAGCUGGAGGAGAAGAUCAAUACUCUGACGGAUCUCUUGGCCUCCAAUGACGGCGAUCCUGUUGCACGGCCUGAGCCUGCCGUUGCUCCAAGUAGCGGCAGCCAGUACUCCCAGCCUGAUGAUCCGACUGUUGCGGAAAGUGUUGCUGGUUUUCCCAAUGGACUAUGGUCCGCCUCGCUCCCGACCCCAACGUCGAUGGUGCCGACAGGGGGAGGCGACAGCAACACGACCAAUCAGAGACAGUCCACCAAAACUCAUUUAACGAGCUGUGCGAAGUCUUUGAAAUCUGUGGGAGUCACUGUCACAAAUGCAAGCGAUUCAUUUCGAGUAACUCUGGCUCCAGUGUUGGAAGAAAAGCUAUUCAGUGACUUCCGCACACAGAUGAACAUACACUUCCCUUUUGUGGUGAUCCCCCCUCAAACAACAGCUGUUGCCCUUCGCGAGGAGAGACCAUUUCUCUUCCGGGCAUGCAUCACGGUGGCCGCUCAAGCUGAGCCGUCAUUACUACGGCAGCUUGCUGAUGACUUGAUGAGAUACAUCGGGGAGCGCAUGCUCAUGAAAGGGGAGAAAUCUCUCGAUCUCCUGCAAGGCCUCUUGGUAUUCAGCUCUUGGUAUCACUACUACUCUCACAGCAACCCGCAAGUGAUGAACCUUCUCCAUUUGGCAACCGCCUUGGUUGCAGACCUUGGGUUAAAUCGACCUAGACAGCCAGCAGUACUGACCCCAAUUGGCAUGGUGGUUGACGCCGCCGAGUUAUUCCACGGCAAGCUGGCCAACCACGGUAUCCAGACCUCUGACGACCAACGGGCCCUGCUUGGAGUAUACAGUCUGUCUGGGCUAUUGUCGUCCUGCUUUCGGAGGUCGGACCCUAUGCGCUGGACACAACACUUGGAAGACUGUUGCAAUGCUCUCGUCGCCGCAGCAGAAUACCCCUCUGAUAUCUAUGCUGUCUACGUGGUCCGACUACAUCGGAACGUAGAGGUCUAUUCUCCCUCUCUCGGGCUGUUGACGACGUCUACUGUGCCUCUCCGGAGUUUCAUGAGUUGUUUCAAAAAAGACCUCAAGCAAUACGAGGAGAGCGUACCCCCCAGCCUGACGGGCAACGAGCUCCUGAAGAUGCAGACCCAAAAUGCUUAUAUCUGCCUUUUUGAAACCGUAUUCGCAGUCCCCGCAGAGAGCCCGUAUCACCGAGCCGAAGCACUAUACAACUGUCUGAGUCAUGUCAGCCUCUUGCUUGACAGCCUAGAUGCCAUCCCGUGGCGGUGUGUGCCAAAUCUAACUUUCCCCUUUUGGCUGCAUCUCAUCCACGCUUUGGUUGUUCUGGCCAAGAUGUCAUUUCUUGUCCUCGACGGGUGGGACACGCAAUCGAUAAGAGGCUCUCAAAUGAGUUUUCCGUCCGCUAUAGACCGAAUGGCGCAAAAGAUGGAAACGGUAUCCCAACAGAGCCUUGCCGCUGGAGAUACACCAUCGAACAACGCCGUUGCAGCACGCUUCAGCUUGUUCGCAGAGAAAAUGCGUGCUUGUAAAAAGUGGUACGCCAGCAAGCUCAACGCAGAAGCCAACGUUGUAGCUCCGGGUCCAGACACCGGUGUGCUUUCGGAAACCAUCUCCACCGAAGAGUUGUUCAUGGGUUUCGAGGACGGCCUCUGGCCAGACCUCAUGGCUGAUUGGAACGCCAACAUACAAUUCUAG
Fonsecaea nubica is the source of this 1920-nucleotide messenger RNA. RefSeq lists its product as hypothetical. Bases 1 to 1920 code for a protein of 639 amino acids. NCBI's taxonomy places the organism in Eukaryota, Fungi, Ascomycota, Eurotiomycetes, Chaetothyriales, Herpotrichiellaceae. Gene Ontology annotation, cellular component: nucleus. Gene Ontology annotation, molecular function: DNA-binding transcription factor activity, RNA polymerase II-specific; transcription cis-regulatory region binding; zinc ion binding. The transcript has a single exon. The record is from RefSeq and is a predicted model, not a curated record. Gene Ontology annotation, biological process: regulation of DNA-templated transcription.